AUGAAAGCUGGGCAAUGGGAUAUGAACCAGAAGAAGGUUGUCAUAAACGACAUCCCCAUACCUGAACCCAGCGAAGGCCAAUUCCUUGUCAAGAUCAAGUCCGCCUCGCUAUGCCACUCAGACCUUAUGAUGGACUUGCGGCCGCCGUCCGACACGCCUGUUACCAUGGGGCAUGAAGGAGUGGGUUACAUCGAGAAGAUACACCCUAGCGCGGAAGAUAAGGGCUUCAAGGUUGGAGACGCGAUCGGCUUCCUGUACAUCGUCGGCGCCUGCUACGAGUGCGAGGGCUGCAUGGUGCACAAUCUGCAUUGCCAGACGGGCAACCAGCGGCUACAGGGCUUUACUACUGACGGUUUCUUCGCCGAGUACGCGGUCGUGGACUGGCAGAAUGCUAUCAAGAUCCCGGAGAACUUGGAAUUAGAGAGAUGCGCUCCGCUCUUCUGCGCGGGAAUUACAGCCUUCAAUGCCGUCGACAGCUGCGAACUGAAGCCAGAUCAAUGGCUUGCCGUAAUUGGAUGCGGUGGUCUUGGCCAGCUCGCUACGCAGUACGCGAAAGCUAUGGGAGUGAAAGUGGUUGGACUCGACAUCAACGAUGACACGCUCGAAAUGGCCAAAAAGCUCGGCGCAGACGCCGUCUUCAACUCCCGCUCCAACAAGAACUACGUCGAGGAGCUGAAAGAGCUUACCGGCGGUGGCGUACACGCCGCAGCCGUCUUCAGCAACGCAAACGCAGCCUACGCAGGAGCUCCAUCAAUACUCCGCCUCAAUGGCUUGUUGAUGGUCAUCGGCAUAUCGCCGAAGCCGAUAGAGCUCUCCACGCUGGAUCUCACGCUCGGCAAGUACAGGAUGAAGGCAGAUAGCACGGGCAUUCCGCAGCGGAUGCCGAAGGCGAUCGAGUUUACGGGGAAGCACAACGUCCUCCCUGAGAUCGAGUACCGUGAGCUGGAAGAUUUACAGUCGAUGAUUGAUGACAUGGAGGAGGGAAGGGCGAAGGCGAGGAUGGCUGUCGUUUUCUAG
This is a messenger RNA of Coniosporium apollinis CBS 100218, 1017 nucleotides long. RefSeq lists its product as uncharacterized. The coding region runs from base 1 to 1017 and encodes 338 amino acids. NCBI's taxonomy places the organism in Eukaryota, Fungi, Ascomycota, Dothideomycetes. The transcript is spliced from 3 exons. Gene Ontology annotation, molecular function: oxidoreductase activity. The record is from RefSeq and is a predicted model, not a curated record.